Messenger RNA from Rotaria sp. Silwood2, 777 nucleotides. Lineage: Eukaryota; Metazoa; Rotifera; Eurotatoria; Philodinida; Philodinidae. The record is from the annotation of a GenBank genome assembly.
AUGAAAAACACUCGAGCGAAUAUCAGACCACCUAAACGAAGUUCAUCAUUAGUAACAAGAAUAACGCGACCCAUACUUGAACAACAACGAUCACAACGAACAGUUUCGCCUGCUUCAUCAUUUUCUUCAUCGAUUCUUACAAAAGGUAUGUCAGAAAGAAUAACACCAAUACAAUUCUCAAAACAACAAAAAUCUGACACACAUUCAUCAAAGUAUCAUCGUCAUCGUACAAUUGAUUUUUCACGUCGACGAACUAUUGCUAGUGAAAAUGAACAGAUUUCAAAUAAAGAAAAUCUUUCAACAAAACAUCAAGAAAAAUUGCCAAAAGAUAUUUAUCGAUUUUCUCCAUUAUCAUCAAAAAAUGAAGUUGAAAUUCGUCGUCCAUCAUCAAAACAUAUUGUAACAAAACAAUAUUAUUUUCAUUCAUCUCCAACAGAAACAACUGAAGAUUUAUUAAAUAAUUCUUAUGGCUUAACAUUACUUAAGCAACAAAAACAACAACAUCAACAGCAACCAGUUAAACAAAGACAUUCCGUAGCUGCUGUUUUUACGUUAUCACAAAUUCCUAAUCAUAUAUCAUCACAAAAACAAUUAAAUCCUAGAACAUUUCUUCAACAAGAAUAUGCACUUAAUUCGCUCGAUGAUUUAUUAUGUGAUCGUGAAGUUGAAAGCUACUUUUAUCCAACAUCUCAAUCAGAUCAUAUUUAUAUGAAUUUAGAUAAUUCAUUAGAUUCUUAUCCAUCAUCAUUAUCUUAUAUUCAUGAAACUUUAUGUUGA